Messenger RNA from Colletotrichum aenigma, 672 nucleotides. It is a transcript of the gene FUBT-0, whose product is annotated as Efflux pump FUBT. NCBI's taxonomy places the organism in Eukaryota, Fungi, Ascomycota, Sordariomycetes, Glomerellales, Glomerellaceae. The coding region runs from base 1 to 672 and encodes 223 amino acids. The record is from RefSeq and is a predicted model, not a curated record. Gene Ontology annotation, molecular function: transmembrane transporter activity. The transcript has a single exon. Gene Ontology annotation, biological process: transmembrane transport.
AUGACCCUUCGCUUCGUGCUGCUCUUCACUGAGCCAAUCGUCUUCUUUUUCUCACUCUGGGCAGCGUUCAGCUGGUCAAUCCUGUAUCUUUGCUUUGCCGCGGUUCCCCUCAUCUUCACUACGGUCUAUGGUUUCGAUCUCUCAACUGCUAACACCAUCUUCACAAGUUUGUGCAUCGCAUCGCUCAUCGCCACUCCGAUCAGCAUAUACCAGGAACGCUGGCUGAACACGAUAUUCAAUCCCAAGAUUCCAUUGGACAGACCAGAAAGAAGACUCUACUUUAGUUGCGUUGAGAGUAUCUGUCUACCGAUCGGCCUCUUCAUCUUGGGCUGGACGGCUCGAGAGCAGGUCCACUGGAUCGUCCCGGCUAUCGGCCUCGGCAUCUCAACUCUGGGGAUAUUCUCCAUCUAUUUGGCUGUUUUCAACUAUCUAGCGGACAGUUACCACGCUUACGCUAGCUCUGCUUUGGCGGCACAGUCAUUUUGCAGAAAUUGCCUGGGCGGCAUCUUCCCGCUUGUUACAGUGCAGAUGUACACCAAUCUCGGGUACGGACCGGCAUCUAGCCUGCUUGGUGGGGUCGGCCUAUUGCUUACCGCAGGUCCUUGGAUUCUUGUCGGAUAUGGCGAGACAAUCCGGGCGAAGAGUCGAUUUGCCAGCAAAUUGAAUCAGUGA